UCUCUGCUUCUGAACGGUCUCUUUCUCCCCCUGCCCCUCAGUUCAUUUUCUAAGCUUGCCUUUGAAGCUCAGGGCUCCCAGCUUGUCACAAAUAUACUCAUUUCACUUGUUUUUUUGGGUCUUUGUUGUAAAGAGGGUUUGCAGGAAGCAUCUGUCUAUUCCGCCAUCUUGGCUCUGCCUUUCCAGUUACUUUUUUUUGUGUUGUUGUUUGUUUUGUUUUUUUGCUGGUGUACUCUGUCCUAGAUUUCUGGAAACUUUCUUAUAUAUAUAUGUAUAUAUAUAUUUUGCUAAUAUCUUUCCCUUUCUUUUUUCUUUCUAGAGCUCAUAUUAGUUAGACCACCUGGACUGAACUUUUAAUUUUCUUAUUUUUUUUCUUAUUGUGUAUCUUUGUCCUUUUGUUUCACUUUCGAGGAUAUUUCCUUAUCUACUUCUUUAUAAACUUAUACCAGUUUUUAAAAUUUCUGCUGUCAUAUUUUUAAUUUCUGGAAGUUUUUCUCAUUGUCUGAAUGUUUUCUUUUUUUAGACAAUCCACAAGAAUUUGUUUUGUGGGUGCACUAUCUUCUCUUAUUCUGGACUCUGAGGAUGUUAAUUAUACAUUUACUUGAUAUUUUCUUCUGUUCCCUGGAUUGGCUCUAUUUUUUUCUCCAGUUGGUUAUUUACAUUUGUUUGCUUUAGUCUCUAGUUUUUUAUUACAGGUUUUUUAAAUGCCUGAUCCAAAUGACUCUUACUGCAUGUUUAAAAAUGAGGCAUUAGACGAAUUUUUUGGUAGCCUUAUAUACAAAGUAGGUCUUAUGACUGGGGUUUUUACUGUUGAAUAACUUGCCAGGACAUGUCUAGAUUUUGGGGAAGAUCUGCAAUUUUUAGUCUUGGUAGGUUUUUCCCUUGGGUUGUUCAGUUACUCCAAGGAGAAAAUCCCCAAUUUCCUGCCUGAGAGGUUAUGCCUGCCAGCCUGUAUUCUGGGAACUUAGCAGAGAAAUGCAGAGGAAACUCACCAUAUUUAAUGUGCAAGUUUUCACUUAACCUUUGUCAGCAUGAUACCUCACUGGAGUUCAUCUGCUACAGUUUCAUCACUGAACAAAAAAAACUCUAGCGUCUGCUUGGGUGGAAGAUGGGCAGUUGCCUGGCUGCCUAAAGCAGAAGAAAGGGAUCUAGCAAGCUACCUGCUUUCAAAACAGACUUUUUGUUGUGUGCCGUCAAGUCGAUUUCCAGGUCAUAGUGAACCCAUGUGACAAAGUAGAGCUUCCCCAUAGGGUUGUCUUGGCUGUACUCUUUAUGGAAGCAAAUCUCUAGGUCUUUCUCCUGCAGAGCUGCUGAGUGGGUUAGAACCACCAACCUUUCAGUUAACAGUCAAGUGCUUAACUGUUACAACAGACUAUCAACCAAAAUUUCUGCUUACAAUUCCAGCCUUCACUCCCACUUUUAGAGGCACGUAAUGUUUCCAGCCCCCAGGAUGCUGAGAUUCUAUGGCAAGAACUGGCCUAUUUUCCACAUAUAGUUAUUUAGGUUUCAGCUUUCUCCGCUUGAUUAGUUCAUAACCACUUAUUCAUCUGCAUUCAUCUUCCAAAAAUUUGUUGACAUUUUUGUCUGUCAUUUUAUCACCCAUUCUUUUUGUCCAUUGACGCUUAAACGAAAACCCAAACCCAUUUCCGAUGAGUCAAUUCAACUCACAAUGACCCUAUAGGACCCAGCAGAAUCUUUACGGAGUCAGACUGUCACAUCUUCCUCCCACAGAGUGGCUGGUGGGUUCAAACUGCUGACCUUUUGGUUAGCAACAGAGUUAAGCCACUGCACCACCAAGAUUGAAGCUUAUAUAUGGCUUUUUUUUUUUUAAAUGUUUAGUGGAAUUUUACAAAUGUUUAUUUAAUCUACCUUGUUUAAACAGAAAUGUUAGCUUUGAAUUUUAAGUCUUGCUUUUAAAAACAUUUUAAAAUUGAUAAGCACAUUGGCAAUUCUGACAUUUAAUUUGUAAUUUCCUGGUGUCAUAGGGUUACUGGGAAAAGCAAAAAAGAAAAAAGGCAAAACAAAAUGGGUUUUCUUUCUUCUUCUGCCAGCAAUCAAGCUGUAUUAGGUUGCUUUAAACAGAGAAAAUAUGUCUUGGAUGUAGGCAACUAUAGGAGCUCAAAGAAAAUAACGAAAUCAGAUAAUAGAACUAUUAACAUCGACUCAUAGUAUCUCAAACAUUCAUAAUUCUUUUGCUUCUAUCUAACUUAUCCACUACUACCCACCAUAAAUUGCAGGUAAAAUGACACAUUUUAUUAAACUUCAGAACUUUGUUGUUGUCAUCUUUAUCCAGCCUAUUAAAACCAAAAAAAAAAAAAAACCAAACUGUUGCCAUCUAGUGGAUUCCAACUCCUAGUGACCCUGUAGGGCAGAAUAGAACUGCCCCAAGGGUUUCCAAGGCUGUAAUAUUUAUGGAACCAGACUGCCACAUCUUUCUCCCAUGGAACAUCUGGUGGGUUCGAACUACCCACCUUUCAGUUAGCAGCCAAGCACUUAACCACUUGCAGAGUCUUAUAUCUUCAGGUAGUAAACAAGUGAAGAGCCUAUUUACCCGAAACUUAUCUCUACCCACUUUUGUACGUUUGGUAUCUUGUUUAUUGUCUUUUCAACCAUAUAAUGCUUUGUGUGAAUCAAAGACUGCAUACUCAUUCCCCUAAUGUCAGUGGAAGCACAGAAUUCUCAGUAAGAAAGUAAAAGGAGUCCUAAUGACAAGUAGCAACAAUGAAGAUGCUAAUCAAACAUUAAAACCAUCCAGAAGAAUUUUUGCAGUUAACUUCUGUGGGUGUCACAAGUCUUGACUGCAAAUGUCAGUUCUUUCCGUGGUUAGUGACAUCAGUUAAUUGAAAACAAGAUGUAGAAACAUGCAGAUGCUUGUUUGAACAAGUAAAUGCAAUGUGACCUACGGUAAGGCUCACUUGCAAAUAUUACAUAUUCUUGAGAAGCCAGACAGAGAGCAAGUUUAGACUUGAGGACAGCAAGUGUCAUUGAGGGUAAGAACUGUUUUUUUCUUCCCAUGAGAAAGGAUUUUCUCACUUAUCUAGAAGAGAAUAGAUGUAUGUUAACCUAGCAAUUCAGCAUCUCAUUAUCAGUUUUAUUCAAAACUCGAAAAGUGAAUAGUGUAAAUUCUCCUUUGAUCUUUCUACUUCCAGGGGUUCAUUCACUACCUAUUUGCUGAUGAUAUUCAAAUAUGCCAAUCUUAUUCUGACUUUUCUUCUAAACUUCUAACCCAUCCUAAAGAAUUGUCCUCAGAUAUUUCAAAUUCUAAGUCAGAAAUCAAUCAACUUAUCUACCUAUCAAGUCUAGUGCUCUUCCUAAAUUUCCUAAUUUAAUGGUUUUGCCAUCUAUUCAGUCAGUUAACAUAAAAAUUUUAGUCAUUUUUCAUUGCCAAGCACAAUUUUUGUACCAGUGGCCAAUAAAUAUUCCUCAAAUAAAUGAAUCAGUGGAUUUUCAAUGCUUUCUAGUCCUCUCCCUCUCUCUGAUCAUUUAUUAAGUUCAUCUACUCUACUUCAAAUCCCCUCUCAAGGCGCCUUUCUCUUCCUGCACAGGCAGCUGCUCUGGUCUCCAAGCCUCUAACUCUUGUGUCUCUCCCAUCUAAACUGUCUGCAUCUCUGCAGCACAGACAUCUCCCUAUUUUCUAUGAAAUAAAAUUCUAAAUUCUCAUCCUGACUCUCCACAGUUACUAGAUUCAUGUCCUGCCACUUCCCCAGACUCAUUAACUGAAGCCAACUCUAAAGCCAUCAAUGAAAAAGGAAGACUGAAGAAGAAUUGAUGCAUUUGAAUUAUUGUGUUGGUUAAGAACAUUGAAUAUACCACAGACUGCUAGAAGAAGAAACAAAUCUGUCUCGGAAGCAGUACAGCCAGUAUGCUCCACAGAUGCAAGAAUGGCAAGACUUCAUCUCACAUACUUUGGACAUGUUAUCAGCAGAGACCAGUCCCUAGAGAAGGACAUCAUACUUGGUAAAGUCAAGGGUCAGCAAAAUAGAGGAAGGCCCUCAACGAGGUGGAUUGACAGCGGCUGCAACAAUGGGCUAAAGCAUAACAAUAAUUGUGAGGACGGCACAGAACUGAGCAACAUUUUGUUCUCUUAUACGUAGGGUCCCUAUGAGUUAGAAAGGACUCAAAGGCACCUAACAAUAACAACUCUAAAGCUAUACUUCCCCAUUUUUUAUCACACUGUAUAAUCUCAUGAUCCGUGCCUUUGAUCGUAUUAUUUCCUACGAUGAAAUGUUCCUUUCUUCUCUUUUCUAGUCUGCUCAAAUCCUUCUCAUCCUUUAACUCCUAAUUAAAAUAUCUCCCAGGUCGCUAAUCAGAAUGAAUUUUUUACUCCUCAUAUCUUUUUUGAUACUUUUUGUUCAUAUCAUUGCUAUAGCUCUCAACAAAGUCUACACUGUAUUUUAAUAACCUAUUUUUUGUCUUUGGAAAUUCUGAUGGCAUAGUGGUUAAGUGCUAUGGCUGUUAAUCAAAAGGUCAGCAGUUCAAAUCCACCAGGAGCUCCUUGGAAACUCUAUGGGGCAGUUCUACUCUGUCCUGUAGGGUCGCUAUGAGUUGGAAUCGACUUGACAGCAAAGGGUUUAGUUUUUUUUUUUUUUGGUUAUUUUUUGUCUUACUCCCUCUUAAGCCCUAGAGGGUACUCUCCUCAGCACUUAGAUAGUACCUGGCCCAUAAUAAAUGCUAUAUAAGGUUUACAAAUUUAGCAGUGAAUUAAAGCCAUAUGUACAUUUUCAUUAAAAUUAUUGAGAAUCACACAUAUAUUUCAGAAAUUAGAGAAAAAAUAAAAUAAAACUGAACCAGAAAGUCUUCAAUAUUGAGACAAGGCUGGAAAGGAUUAAAGCCACGUGACCUAUAAUGUGAUAUGGGCUCACAUUUCAAAAAAAAAAAAAGUCCAGCUUUCUUUUAUUUACUGAAAAAUUAAAUUUCUGGUAGAGAAGAAAACCCCUUCUUUUUCCUUUCCCUCAGACUCUUCGAAACAGAAGCAGCUUGGACAUUAUUGAUACCUGUGGUUUUCUUUUUUUAUUCACUGAGUUUGUUUUUCCCUCAUCUAGUCUUCCAGGUGCCAUGAAUGUAGCUGUAAGAACCCCAGUGCUUAAGAUGAGAUAAUGCAAUGCCUGUGGGAGGGAAGAAUUCCAGCUCCCCUUUGGAAAGCUUUUAUUUCAUUCCAGUAUGUCUGAGAGAACAUGAGCUUGUCUGGAAUGUACUCCCCUUUCCCUCUGGUGCUGUGUUCUCCUGUAUUAGAAGAAGGGGAUUAGAAAGGAGGAAGGAGGCUGUUCUGGUUUCCUCUCCACACCCCUAGGACCCCCAUAUCAAGUUCUGUGUUGCAGCGGUCCCAUAUGAAAAGUGUUGACCGUGGAAGCAGCAGUGGGUGAGAACUUGAUGUAUCAGAAUUUUAAUUAUACAUGGUAAAGACUCCUUGCUAGUUCAGAGAAAACCACUGCUCAGGUUUGUUUUCUUUUAGUGAAGGGCAUUUUAUCCAAUUAGAGCAAAAUUAUCAAAGAGUAAAGAAGCCAACUGCCUAUCUCAAUCUCAUCACGGACUUGCCUUACAAGAAGAUUCUAAUUAUACUUACCUAAAAAAAAGUCUUUACUUUUUUUUUAACCAAUAGUAGGAGUCCUGGUGUCACAGUGGUUAAGAACUCAGCUGUUAACCAAAGGUUAGCAGUUCAAAUCCACCAGCUGCUCCUUGGAAACUCUAUGGAGUAGUUCUACUCUAUCCUAUAAGGUUGCUAUGAGUCAGAAUCCACUUGACAGCAAUGAAUUUUGGUUUUCGAACCCAUAGUAAUGGGCUUUGCACCCGAAGAGGACUCUUUCUUAUUUAAGCUCUUUCCACUAAAGCAGAAAUAACUAUAAAGACCCACAUGUAACCAUAGCCAGCUUCACCAAUUAUUUAUAGCCAAUCUUAUUUCACCUAUACCCUCCCUCCUUGAUUCCUAGAUUAUUUUGAAUCAAACCCCAGACAUCAUAUCAUUUCAUAUAUAUUUAUAAGUAUCACAUAGGGAUCUUAUUAGAAAUGUUGUUAAAACAGUUUACCUUUGAUUAGUAAACUUCUCAUCCUGCCACAGAAUUCAAAUUUUGUUGCUCAAAAGUUGAAAAAUAUUUGGGACUUCCAAAGUAUAUUGCAUUUGUAAAACAUACAUGGAGAGUUGGAUUGUGUGAUUAGUCUAUUCUGUACACAAUGGCACCCGGGUGCAGAAACGCCCCUUCUUUGGUCACCUAGUAACUUUUCACUGGACAACAACAAGCUGAAUAAACUAUUAUGUUGUGGGAAAGUGCUUGGCUAGCAGACUUGGAUCAUCUCCUGGAUUUUAGGAGAAAUAAGCAUUGCCAAGUUUGAAUUUGCUAAACCUUUAGGCUCUGCUGGCAAGAAAGAAGCAUACCAAUUUUGGAGCAUAAAAUGGAUACAGAAGACAUGGGCUCAGGUAAACUAGGCCAAAUAUUGAAGCAGAUUUGGAGACAAAACCUGAUGCUAAAGCAGGCGUUCCUAGGGGAUGACCUUUAUAAGGAGGAUGGUGGGGCCACUUGGCUAACCACAGUGGUCUUUCUGGGUCAAGAGCUCAUUGGGGCCCUUCACCAGCUGUUGGAGCACACUGCAGGGACCCUGCACUCCACCUGCCAGCAACUGCAGGUACAGUUUGACAAGGAGAAUCGAAGUAUCUGGACACAAGAAAUCAUUACUUUCAUAGACUGCCUCAUGAAAAUAAGUGAGUAUUUGGGAAGCGCUGCUACACUUUUAAAGGAAAAAGAAAAGGAGAUGUGUAAUUUAUGCAGCAUGCAUGAUGAAUGUACUCCACUACAGACAAUGUCCGUCAUUCAAGAUAUCAAAGCAACAGACAUUGCUACAAGAGGGGAGCUAAAUGUUAUAGAGACUGUUGCUCUUUCCCCCACAAAUGGAGAGGAAAGUCAUUACAUGAACCAAGUCCAGAUAAAAAAAAUUAAAACACAUACGAGUUCAGACUUAAUGGAAAAAGAAAACAACACAUCAUUGAAUAGAAAUGUAACAGGACAAGGAGACUCACAGAACAAAAUGUUCCCAGAUAAAGCAGAAAAUAAAGAUGAUCAACAAGUAGAACACAUGACCGCUGAGAACAUAAAUGGCAACAAGGAAGAGAUUCAUGACAUAAUCCAGACAACAGAAAGAGAAAUUCAAGAGAUCUCAGAAAGCCAAAGAGAAGAGAUUACCGCAUAUUCAAUAACACAUGACAGCUUCAAUAAAUAUGUGACUAGUCUCCUUCCCAAUGAUUCAGAGAGUGCAAAUGAAAAGAAUAACAUAAUGGAAAAGGAGUUUCUUGAUGUGCUGAAUGAUGAAACUGGACCACAGGUGUCUUGCUAUGUUACGGCACCGUCAUAUGUUCUACAGCACCUAGAAUGUCAAAUAAUUAAUAACAUGAGCUCUUUAAUAGUGAGUGAAAAUGAAGAGUUGGUCAGCAAUGUCAUCAUUAUUGAGUGCUCAGAUCAGGAAAAGAGAAUCCCAUUCCCAAUAGGCAUUGCAAUUCCAUUUACCGCACGUUACAGGGGAAACUACAGAGACAUCAUGGUGAAAGUGUCUGACAUAAGCCUUCGAUCAAGUUACCUAACACCAAAUUCACUGGAAGGACCAAGAGGAAGUUAUAAGGGAACCUGUGCUGAAGUGAAAGCUUACAAGCUGGGCAUCUUUUCUGUUGUGUCUUGUUUAAAGAAAGAGUCCUUCACAGUAACAAAGAAAGGCCUUACUCUUAAACCAAGCAUGGAUUCCCGGAUAUCCUUAAAUUACCCUCCAGGAGUUUUCAGCUCGCCAGUGCUUGUACAAUUAAAGGUUCAACCAGUUGACUCUGCUCUGGUGGCAUAUUUAAAAACAAAGCAAGAUACUUCCUACUCAGUUGUAUCUACAAGCCCACUGAUUCAUGUUCAGCACCCGUCAACACAUCUGUUUCAGAAGCCAAUCACUGUUUUUCUACCUUGCUGUCCACACUCUGAUAAAAGGAAUCUGGGGUCUGAGAUAGAUCAUAAAGGUACAGCUAGCGUCACAAAGAAUAGGAUCAUUCCUUUGUACCUCAAACGGAGAAAAAGUGUUUCCGUAAGAAAACCUGGGAGCAAUGCCUGUGAAUCUUUGAAAUUACUAGGAUUCAGAAGCCGAGACGGUGGUUGGUUUGGGCUUGAUGACGUUGUGGUGAGAACCAUGCAGAGUGGCUUGGUAUCAUUUGACUUGUUUGAACACUUAGAGAGGUUUAUUGUGCUUCACCUCUCUUCCGUUGUGGACAGUAGUCACCUGGUUUCUUUUGUGAAAUCUUUAGAGGAAGCCACACUCUGCACCACUGCCUGCAUAGUAAUGAAUCACCAGAAGGACAAUCCACACAGAGCGGUUAUUUUAGCGGUGCCUCAUAAGGAUUUAAACCAGGAGCUUAAACAAUUGCGCUUGGGAGGGUUCAGUGGUCCUCCAGAGCCUUCUCACUGUUUGCAGUUAAGAGAAGGAGAACAACUGCUUUUAAGGUUUACUGGAAACAUAUUUGCUUCAAGCAAUGGGAAGGAUUAUGGAAAAGACUACAGACUUAUUUUUCACGUACAAAGAAAACCCAGACUGGACCUCCAACUCAAAGAGGUGGAUGAAUUUGGAAACUAUAGCUGUCCUCAUUACAAGGGAGCUGUUGAAGUUUAUAAAGUGCCUAAAGAAAAGAUAGUCCCUAACUUGGAUCAAUCUCUCACUCUGAACGAAAACCAAUAUCAGUUACCAGUUUGCAAAUUACCAUUGAGCUUGCCGAAGCAUGAAAAAUCAAUCCACCGUCCACAGGGUACCAAAAGAAUUUCCACAGAUCCUCUAGAAGUCCUGUGGGAUAACUUGCUGUACUGGCUGGCAGAGGAGCUCUCAGAAGACAACGCCGUGUCUCUGUCCUCAUCCCUCCCUCUUCGCUGCAGCACCAUUCAGCUCAUCAAACUGAAGAACCCUGACAAUCUCACAGAACAGAUCCAUGAAAUUCUUAGCUUCUGGAAGAAAUCGCUUCCAACUUCCACUGAUAAACUUCGCCUUUUGGCACGUCAUCUCCGCAAGAUUGGCAGGGGUGAUCUUUCAGAGGAGCUCAAGUUCAAGUGGGAAAAUAAAGUCUUCACUGAGCAACAGCAGUGAUUUGAUAUGGCAGAGUAA
Loxodonta africana (African savanna elephant) is the source of this 9108-nucleotide messenger RNA. It is a transcript of the gene DTHD1, whose product is annotated as death domain containing 1. Gene Ontology annotation, molecular function: protein binding. Gene Ontology annotation, biological process: signal transduction. Lineage: Eukaryota; Metazoa; Chordata; Mammalia; Proboscidea; Elephantidae. The transcript has 10 exons. The record is from RefSeq and is a predicted model, not a curated record.